AUGCACGCACAACAACAACAAUAUACAAGCGCAUACAAUACACCCAUGGCUGGCUGGCUAGCCAAAAUGACACCAUUGCCCUUUGGCAAGUCGCGAUGGCAAGAUCGAUUUUUUGUUCUUUUGGAUACUGAAUUGCGUUAUUACAAAGAUGAGCAUGUUGUAUCCCCAUCAGGUAUCCUAAAUCUUCGGCAGAUCCGUGGUGCUGUGGCGAUGGCUGUUGAUCAACAAUCCUACUGUAUCCGCCUCGAGCCGCAUCGUGAAGCACAUAUCAAACCAUGGACCAUCGCUUGCCGAUCAUCAAUUGAUUUGCAAACAUGGCUUGAUAUUCUACGUCAACGUCUUGAUCGACUUGUCCCUCUCAUGUCGUCACCCGAUACAACGAGUAUUAUUACCACAACCAUCACUGCAACAUCAUUAUCCAUCUCUCUUAAACGUCCAUCAUUUUCAUGGCUACGCAAACAAAAGCAUUCUACGUCUGAUAUCAACGUAUCAUCAGAACCACUGUAUCAUGCCAUUACCCAUGACGAUUGUAUUCCACGUCCACGACCUAGGAAAAUGGGUCCGGCACCAUCCUUGUCUCGACGACGAGGUAUCGUCCUUCCACCCAUCAUCAUUCAAGAUUCACCUUUCUACGAAUCCGGCAGUCUAUGCUUAUCAUCAUCACCUUCCGACAUUUCAUCAUGCUCUUCGUUGUCAUCCUAUGGCGUUGACAAUACUUACAAUGGAUUGACAACACCUUUACAUCCACCACCACCACAUCAGCAUCAUUUGUCACGCAUGCUUAAUGAAGGCGAUAAGAGCGACAAGCAUCAUACUGCGACAGCUGGAUUGCGUAGUAUGCCAAGUCUUGCUAAGCUCAAGGUCCAGGAUGAAGACGCAUCCCCUUCAUUUCUCCAUUACAAGGAGCGAUUCCACCUUGCAUAA
Messenger RNA from Lichtheimia ornata, 924 nucleotides. RefSeq lists its product as uncharacterized. Bases 1 to 924 code for a protein of 307 amino acids. Lineage: Eukaryota; Fungi; Mucoromycota; Mucoromycetes; Mucorales; Lichtheimiaceae. The transcript is spliced from 2 exons. The record is from RefSeq and is a predicted model, not a curated record.